AUGGUUCAGAUAGCAUAUAUGUCGAUUGCCAUGCCACUUUUACUGGCGGCAUUUCUGGAAUGGUUCCUGUUUCUAGCAGCCUUCUUGUACUGCUUUGUCAAGGCCUACCAGAAGGCAGACCGCUGGAGUAUCAAAGCUCUCGCAGUGGUUCUUAUAAUUAUUUUCUCUAUGCUAAGAGGUAUUUUCCUCCCGGUUAUGCUUGUCACUCUUCCAUUGCCGGCUCAGAUCACACGGCGUUACCCCAAGCGAAUGAUCUCCUUCCUUCAGUGGUUUGCAUUCUGGACGUUUGCCACGCUUCUGACUUUACCCUGGCUUUUUUGUGUCUACAGGGUGGUCACAAGCUCAUUGGGGCGCACAAAACGAAUCAAAAACGCCCUAGACGACCGUACAGCGCCCAAGACAGUUAUUGUCAUCCCAGUAUACAAGGAAGACCCGGAGAUUUUGGUAAAGGCCAUCGAUUCGGUUGUUCGCAGUGACUAUCCAUCAUAUUGCAUUCAUGUGUUCCUCUCGUAUGACGGAGACGCCAUCGACGAAUCCUAUCUCCAGGUCAUCCAUCACCUUGGUAUUCCCAUCGCAUUUAAAGACCAUCCGCGAAGCAUAGAUGUGACUUAUCGAGGCGCCAGAAUUACAGUAUCGCGCUUUGAGCACGGAGGAAAACGGCAUUGCCAGAAACAGACAUUUAAGCUAAUCGACCGAGUGUACUCGGACUACCUUAAACACAACGAUAAUCUCUUUAUGCUGUUCAUUGACUCUGAUUGUAUCCUCGACAAGUUGGCUCUUCAGAAUUUCAUGUACGACAUGGACCUGAAGCCGGGCAGCAAGUCCAACAUGCUAGCUAUGACAGGGAUUAUAACUUCCACCACAGAAAAUAACUCUCUUCUCACUGUGCUUCAGGAUAUGGAAUAUAUCCAUGGUCAGCUCCUCGAGCGUUCCGUGGAGUCGGGCUGCGGCGCUGUGACUUGUCUCCCUGGGGCAUUGACAAUCUUACGGUUUUCGGCCUUUCGAAAAAUGGCCAAAUACUACUUCAUGGACAAAGCCGAGCAGUGUGAUGACCUUUUCGAUUUUGGGAAAUGCCAUUUGGGCGAAGAUCGUUGGUUAACACAUUUACUUAUGAUAGGGGCCAAGGAACGCUAUCAAAUCCAAAUGUGCACCAGUGCAUUCUGCAAAACUGAAGCAGUCCAGACAUUUCGCAGCCUUUUGAAGCAACGGCGUCGUUGGUUCCUCGGGUAUCUGACCAACGAGGUGUGCAUGUUGACUGAUACUCGCUUAUGGAGGCGGUACCCUCUUCUAUGCCUGGUUCGCCUUGCGCAGGAUACAGUUCGGACGACAAGUCUAUUAUUCCCCGUAAUGGUUAUCUCACUCAUUACCACCUCGCACAGGGUGGAAGACCUUCCUGUAGGAUUCAUUGGUGUGUCUCUAGGGCUCAAUUACCUACUCAUGCUCUAUUUUGGAGCAAAGCUGAAGCGAUACAAGGCUUGGCUUUAUCCACUGAUGUUUAUAUUGAACCCAUUCUUCAAUUGGCUCUAUGUGGUGUAUGGAGUUUUGACUGCCAGCCAACGAACAUGGGGAGGACCGAGAGCAGAUGCUGCCAAAGCAGACGGAGAUACCACCUUUGGAAGGGGAAGUUUGCAAACUAAAGCGCAGGAUCAUGAGAUGAUCGCCUGGAUUGAUCCAUUUCAGACAAAUACAGACGAGGAAAAGCCAUCCAUUCACUUUGAAGAUCACACCGAGGAGUAUCUCCCAUCACACCACCCCGGGAUCUACAAGUCUAAGCGAUAUGAUUUGGAUACCUCUGUCCCGAGGCUUGCGGCCAACCCUGUCGACGUCCCUCUCCAUCCGUACUGCUCAGCCAAUUCGGCCCAAACGUGGGAUUCUGGAUCAGAGUCUAUCUGUUUGCCACAACAUGUGGAGUGCCUAACCGGCGUUGGAGAUCCAAUAAAGCACGUUCGAACUCGAAGAGCACAUGAUUCCGUGGCGGCUUCAAGUCGAUGCAGUUGCCAGGAUGUUGAUAAUGCGCUGGAAAGCCCAAUAUCCCAAUCGACCGGGUAUACUGAGCUUUCUGGUACAAUUAGUCCAAUUGUACCAUGCCAGGGGACCCGAAAACAGCGGAGAGCCGCAAAGGACAACAGCGAUCGUGUCCCAAUACCACUGAGCUACCAAGAUUUCGGGCCCCGAUACCCACAGCCACGAGCUGCGAGGGGAAUCUAUGAGCGUGAUCUCGGCAUAGGACGCCAUCCAGAGAACUUGGGCACUCCGAUUUAG
Molecule: messenger RNA, 2262 nt
Organism: Aspergillus campestris IBT 28561
Lineage: Eukaryota; Fungi; Ascomycota; Eurotiomycetes; Eurotiales; Aspergillaceae
Gene: chsD
Product: chitin synthase D
Exons: 2
Coding region: 1-2262 (753 amino acids)
Cellular component (GO): cell septum; cell periphery
Molecular function (GO): chitin synthase activity
Source: RefSeq, a predicted model, not a curated record